Molecule: messenger RNA, 1272 nt
Organism: Fonsecaea multimorphosa CBS 102226
Lineage: Eukaryota; Fungi; Ascomycota; Eurotiomycetes; Chaetothyriales; Herpotrichiellaceae
Exons: 2
Coding region: 1-1272 (423 amino acids)
Cellular component (GO): endomembrane system
Molecular function (GO): acyltransferase activity
Source: RefSeq, a predicted model, not a curated record
AUGGCGACCGAAGACCAUUCCCUCCGAAAGCGCAUUCCUCAAUCCUCACCCGCGGUCGAGUCGAGCCUUGGUCUACCCAAUGGCAGCGUUCCUGCCAGUGAGAAACCGCAUCCAGCGGGUGAAGUCAAAUACAGUGUCCUGAGCCAAGUACUUCGUGCACUGCUGCUACUGGCCUGGUUCAAUUGUGGUGCAGUCUGCAUCAAUGUCACUCAAUUUCUUGGGGCACCGCUCUAUUGGUUAAACAAAGACUAUUAUUAUGCAUACAUGGCGUUGACAAAACAAUCGUUUGCUAUCAUGGUAAUUGCAGGGACACGAUGGUUCGCCCCGACCAAAGUGCGCGUGAGUUGGGAUAAAGAUCUCCGAGGGCAAUUCCGCAAAACGUCGGCUGGGAGGCUUGAGACGGCAUUCCCUGAACGGCUGGUGUAUAUUGCCAAUCAUCAAGUAUACACCGAGUGGUUGUACCUCUGGUGGAUUGCCUACACUAGUCGGAUGCAUGGGCACAUCUUCAUCAUUCUUAAAGAGUCCUUGAAGUACGUGCCUGUCUUAGGUCCUGGCAUGAUGUUCUACGGAUUCAUUUUCAUGGCACGCAAAUGGAUUUCGGACAAGCCUCGCCUGAAGCACCGGCUCCAAAAGCUCAAGACCCGACACAGCGGCCCCAUGUCUGGCUCGGAUGGACUGGAUCCCAUGUGGCUGUUGAUUUUUCCAGAAGGCACCAAUCUUUCUCAAAAUACGAAGAAGGGAAGUGCAAAGUGGGCUGAAAAGCAAGGUAUACCUGACAUGAAGCACCAGCUUCUGCCACGGAGCACUGGUCUUUUGUUCUGUCUCCAGGAAUUGCAAGGCACCAUCGAAUGGGUCUACGACUGCACAAUUGCUUACGAAGGCUCACCAAAAGGGGGUUUUGCCCCAGAUAUUUUCACAAUUCGGUCGACAUAUUUGCAAGGUCGGCCACCGAAAAGUGUCAAUAUGUACUGGCGUCGGUUCGCAAUGUCUUCGAUUCCUCUUUCUGAUGCCAAAGAGUUUGAGCUUUGGCUACUCGAACGCUGGCGAGAGAAGGAUGAGAUACUGGAGGAAUGGUACAACACCGGGCGCUUCCCAUCGGACGCCGAAUCCGCAGAUGCUAAGCACGGAGUGUCCGAGGAUGGCUUCAUUGAAACAGAAAUGACACUCACCAACUGGAUGGAAAUUGGCCAGAUUUACGUGGUGCUGGCGGCAGCUGCACUCGUGGUGAAUGUGGUGGUCAAGUUUUUUGGUAUCUUUAGGAGGCUGACAUGA